AUGCUCUCUCACACAGAUCUCCUGGAUGCUCGGCUCGGUGAGUUAUCAUCGCCAAACUCCGGUCUUCAACUAUACUGUAAGCUGGAGCAAUUUCUAAUCUAACAACGUUAUGAAAUUAAAUUGACCCAUUUGUCUUUGAUGUCAGCCCGUUGCAUGCGUAAACGAAUUGUGUCAAAAACUAUUUGUUUCAGUCCUGCCUUAAUUUGAUGUGUACAUUCUGAAAUGUUGAUGUUGAUUAUAUUGAAUUUUUGAGUCAAGCAGAGGAUGGAUUAUAUUUGUAACACUUUAAGAGGACUCGUAUGAAUAACAAUUGCCUGUAAUUUGACAAACAACAUUUUACAUUUCACACCAGGGAAUUAAAAUUCUAACCUACAUAGACAAAUGUAAGAUCGUUCUUCAAAUGCAUCAUUUCAGUAACUUCUGAUUGUGUUUCAUCCCUCACUCAAGGGUCUCAGAGUUGUUCUCUGCAGCGCUAACUGUGUUGCCAUCUCUCUCUUUCUCCCCCCCCGCCCCCCCCCCCCCCCACACUCCCCCUCCGCAGGGAUGAAGGAUGCUGCGGAGCUGCUGGGGCACCGAGACCCGAUGAAGUGCCGGUUGGGUGGCGGGGUGGUGGACCAGGGAGACAUGGCCCCUGGCCAGGACACCGUGGAGGGGACCACCUUGCUGCCCGGGGACGAAAUCAUCACGGGUGGAUCCAACCCGCCGGGCAUGCCGGUAAACAGUAAGGACACUGAGAAACAGCAGCAGCAACAGCAGCAAAACUCUAGUCAGACUGCCAACCAGCAGAAACAGAAGCGGCAUCGAACACGCUUCACCCCGGCUCAGCUGAACGAGCUGGAACGGAGCUUCGCCAAGACCCACUACCCGGACAUCUUUAUGCGUGAGGAGCUGGCGCUGAGGGUCGGCCUCACCGAAUCCCGUGUGCAGGUAAAUUGUGUCCUGAGUAUUAAUGUUUCUUUAGGUUACAUUUACCCCCAAAAUGUCCUGUUAAAUUGAUAUCAUAAACAUGUUGAAUCACAUAAUGAUUAGGCUACUCAUACAAACAUAUGUUUUAUAUAUUUCUAAAACGAAUAAGCCAAAAUGAUAUACAAAUGUAUUGGUUUUACAAAAUGUGUAUAUUAGCCUAACUAUGCAAUUAACCCUUUGAUAUAGCCAAUAGAAGGCCUUUGAUAUGACAUUUUAAUAGCCCAUCAACAUUUUAAAAAAUGAUUUAGCCUUGCUAUAUAUUUAUUUUAAAUGGUUAGAACUAGGCAAUACAAAAUGUCAAUAACGCAAUGAGUAGAAUAACAAAUUGUCCAAUAUGUAUGAACAUGUAUCCAAGCAAAUGUUGCACCCAUAUAAGAAAACAAGUAAACUUAUUCUGCUAAUAAGCAAUAUAAAAAGAAGAACUGAUACACAAUAACAUUGAUUUCGUUAUGUUAUAGGCUAAGGGGCAGGUGAUUGAAAAGUUGAAAGGCACAUCAGGGUCAGGAGCGCUGUCCAUGGUGCUGGUGCACCUCCCGAACGCUUUCUGUUGCCCAGCGUAUGCACCACGACUAAUAUCAUGCCAAACCACAGUUCUACCAAUGACAGCGCUAUUCCUUGUAAACAAUCCAGUUGAAAUGGGUUUAAUUGAAUAAGAAACAUGCUAUUUUAUGAUUUAUAAUAUUUACUCGAUUAUUUUCUAAACAAUAUUUGUUGUUGACGCUCCCAGGAAAAGCUGCAGUCAAGCGAUUUCUCGUUGUAAAACAAAACUCAUUUGUGGCAGUCUAUAGUAGGCUAUUCCUGAAAUAAUGGGGGACAGUUAAUCUUGAAAGGAAAACGAUGCCUUGGAACUUUCUUCUCAUUCAGUAAAACAGUGUAUACCACACAACUGUAGGGCCUAUAGUGCAAAUGUACAGAAGCGCUGUUUGUAUUUAGGCCUAGCGACAUACAUUUUAGUCAUUUAGCAGACGAUCUUAUCCAGAGCGACUUACAGUUAGUGAAUGUAUACAUUUUUCAUACUGGCCCCCCGUGGAAAUCGACCCCACAACCCUGGCGUUGCAAGCGCCAUGCUCUACCAACUGAGCCACAGGAGGGCUUACAUACAAAUCGAAAUGCACAUUUAACGUCACAGAGAAAUAAUGACAUUUUCCAUAGGUUAUGCACUGUGCCAUAAUGUUUUAGGAAACAUUUAUACGUGUAACCUACAGGGAUGCCUGCAUGUUAUCAAUUUGAAUAUAUACAUUCGUUUCUGUCUCUAGCCUAUACUUUUAGUGCGUCAAAAACGUCAUACAUAUUUUAUUAAUUUAGAAUGGCAUAGUCUAGGCCUAUAACAUAAAAACAUUUUAUUUGAUGUGUUUAAUUACGUCGAUGUAUGCUGGAUUUCUAAGACACUAUAGUAAAACCAAACACAUUAUUAUCAACCUAUUUCAGUCUUAUUCAUAAAUUAACGGAUUAUUAACCAGUGAUGUGAAAUUCAUGCAAAUUACCCUCAUUGCAAUAAAGUAUAUCAUUAGUGAUGGCUAUAAUUAAGUCGUUUUUAUAUUAUGCACAAACACUAAAGCAGUAGGUAAGCAGGCCUAUCUGAUAUCUAAACCUACAUUUCUGCAAACAGCGCAUUAGAUCUGCAGUGUAACUUCGCGCGCCUAUUUGUUGCUGUCCUCUGGAAUGGUCUAUCAGCUACGUCUUAAUAGGACGCUGUGCGAGACUAUAUUGUACUUUGUUAAUGGAAUGAGAAAUUGCAUUUUCUUUCCCCUCGAGUGUAAUGGAUUCGCUCGGCGUUUCACGGCUGGCUGAAGGGAAUGAGAGCGAGAUUUUAGAUUUAAUACAGCGGCACAGAAUCUCGGACCCGUGAACACAUUAAUCAUGCCUGGAAUAGCGAUUAAAUCUUUAUAAAGCUCUAUCCAUGAGACCCUUCAAGUAACCUGCGUGUGUGUGUUUUUACAGAGUUUUAACAAUUAUUUAAACCACUGAUUUAUGAGUAUUUUUAUUACGUAAAUACAGUUUUAACCACUCUUAACGCCAACCGCUGCUUCGGUGCAACGUUGGUUUAGAACAUUGUUUUAAGAAACGAAUUCCGUGUUAUAGUAAUGGAUUUAAUUUAAACGGUCCAUAGACCACAGAGAUCCUAUGCAAUUACUAUUUAUUUCGAUGAUGACUCAGGCAAUUUAUUGUAGCGAUAAUUGCGAAGUGUGGGUCUCGAACCCGGCCCAUAGGCAUACCUGCUGGCCACUGCUCCAAUAUGGGAUGCCUACCUAGACAAGAUUCAGUGUAACGCCCCUUGCAGGUCUCGAAUCCGCAACCACUGCUAACUAUUGCUUAUCACUGCUCCAAUAAGGGUUAACCCCUAGGCAAGGUUCAUUACAAUAUUAAAGAAUAUUAAAGAACAUGAGGACCAAUUUCUAAUGUUUAUUUUUGAAAUGUUACCUUAUUUAUCCAGGUUUAGUCUCUGAUGAAAUAAAAUGUUAAAAACAAAUAUAGUAAUUUGUAAGACUUCUGGAUAUCAGUCUAUCUUCCCUCUCCAAGUUUAGCCUAUAAGAAUAAAUGCUAUAUGUUUUAAAUGUGUUAUGUAGCCUAACCUAUCUCACGCUCUCUUUCCUUUUCUCUCCAGGUGUGGUUCCAGAACCGCCGCGCCAAGUGGAAGAAGCGUAAGAAGACCACCAACGUCUUCCGCGCCCCUGGCACUCUGCUACCAACGCACGGCCUGCCUCAGUUCUCUGCUGCGGCCGCCAUGGAGAACAGCCUGUGCUCCUUCCACGCCAACGACUCCCACUGGGCCACGGGGAUGCACGGGGUGACCCAGCUCCAGCUCCCCCCUGCCCUUGGCCGCCAGCAGGCGAUGGCCCAGUCCCUUUCCCAGUGCAGCCUCGGAGCCGGCCCGCAGCACAACUCCAUGGGCCUCUCCAACGGCCUCUCCUCCAACGGCUCAGGCCUGCAGUCCCACCUCUACCAGCCCCCAUUCCCCGGGAUGCCCGCCUCCAUCUCUGGUCCAACGAACGUGUCAGGCUCGCCACAGCUGUGUAGCUCUCCGGACAGUGACAUGUGGAGAGGGACAAGCAUCGCCUCACUGCGACGCAAAGCGCUCGAGCACACAGUGUCCAUGAGUUUCACUUAA
Messenger RNA from Coregonus sp. 'balchen', 4075 nucleotides. Lineage: Eukaryota; Metazoa; Chordata; Actinopteri; Salmoniformes; Salmonidae. The record is from the annotation of a GenBank genome assembly.